AUGGAAAAGCUUUUUUGGCUUUUGGACUGUGAUCAUCGGGUGGAUCAAUGCAUUGACAAGCAAUUAGGCAUCAUUUUUUCAAACAAGAAGAAGAAACCAGAAUCAAAGGAAGCUGCUGCUGCCAAAACUACUGGUGCACCAUCUCCAGUUUCCCGUAAAGGCAAAUCGCGCAUGUCAGCAUCAUCUUCACCACAACCAUUGUCUACUACGGAUGCUGAGCAAGACAUUGAGUUACUUGAUAGUGACGGCAGUGAUUUGGAAAGUGUCAUGGAUGAUGGGCUACAAGAGGAAGAGGAAAGUUGUGAUUUGACAGCCAAGGAGAUCAAUGUUUUGACGUCUGUAUCCGUGAUGCUUUGCCAACCCCCCUCCAUCAAAGGUGAUAAUUCCUCUGAAUACAUCAAGACGCAGUUGUACCCCGAUAAGAGAGACUCUAUUCCAGCUAGUGCCCUUGAUUGCUGCUGCACGAUCAUCAAUGCCAUCGAAUCUCUUGUUCCUAAGGAAGAUUUCCCCCUUCCAUACAAGUGGUUUGGUUUGUUUCAGUUGCGCAAUAUUAUUAGGACACGCCGAGUCAAAAAAAAAAUGGCAAUUGCGUUCGAUCCCGUAACCUUGUACUUAUUAUUCAGCAAACAGUACCACAUUUACCAAAAGGACAAAUCUGUAUUCACCUCCUACUCAAUGAUCAAAUCAAUGGAAACAAAGGAGGAUAUCUUUUCAAAUUUUUUUGACGUGCCCAAGAUCAAGAAAAUUCUGAAAGAACAAAAGCUCGACUUCAAGCAUUAUAUCAAAUUCAAAGACCAAUACAAAGUUCAUCUGGUGGGUUCAAGAGUGAAAAAACACAAUAAUGGCUCCAAUGGCUCCAAAUCGGAUGAGAACAGAUCCAGUGCCUCCGAGUCCAGUGUAAACAGGUCAAGUGCCUCCAAGUCUGAUGUGGACAAGGUGAAAAAAUUCUCCAGUGAUAUCAAAGAAACAAAGAAGCAGUUGUCGUCACUGUCAAGGCAGCUUUCAAAACUGCAAUGA
This is a messenger RNA of Mucor velutinosus, 1017 nucleotides long. RefSeq lists its product as uncharacterized. NCBI's taxonomy places the organism in Eukaryota, Fungi, Mucoromycota, Mucoromycetes, Mucorales, Mucoraceae. The coding region runs from base 1 to 1017 and encodes 338 amino acids. The record is from RefSeq and is a predicted model, not a curated record. The transcript is spliced from 2 exons.